AUGGAUAGUUAUCCAUAUCCAUCUUACACAAAUUCCAUAAGAUUGACUCUUCUAAAAGGUCGAGAUGAUGUAAAUAUAUAUACCGAUCAGAUUGAAGAGUUUGUCAAAGAUUUUUAUGAAAAUGGACCUGGUUCUGUGGGCGAAAAUUUAGAUUUAGGUGUACAAAUGCUAGAAGUAAGAUUUAUUUUGUGGUUGUUAUGUGUAUUAGAAUACGGUGUAAAAUUCAAUGUAUUACUGGCUGAUAAAGAUGUAAUGAAAAACACAUCGGCAUUGUUUGAAAUGCCACAAGAAUCUUACACGCUUCUCGACGAUGCAUACAAAGAGUACCAUUGCUUGCGCUCAAUUUACGAUUUAUAUUUACGUCAAAAAAGCGCAAGAGAUGAUUGGGCUAAAACACUGUGGUCAGAGUUAGAACCACAGUUAUUGUUAGAAGGCAUGGACAGUUUUAUUAAAGAGUUUAAACAAAUUCCUAAAGCAUGUCGUUCAGUGCCCAUUGCGUUGGUCUUAAAUAUGCAAAUGAAAAAAUUUAAAAACUCCAUUCCACUAUUUAUUGAGCUAAAGAAUGAUGCAAUGAAAGAAAUGCAUUGGAAAAAGCUAAUGGAACAAACUGGUCAAUUUUUUGAUAUGAACCCUGAAGUAUUAACGUUAGAAAAUAUUUUUAAUAUGGAUUUAGCUCGUUAUAAAGACACGUGUAUGGAAAUUGUUGCAAAUUCAGUAAAAGAACUGAGCAUUGAACGGAGUAUCAAUGACGUUGAAGAAAAUUGGAAAAUUAAGGAUUUGACUAUUAUCGAAUAUAUAAAAAAUGAUACAUUUCGAGGAAUAAUUUUGGGAGAUUUAUCAGAAGUUUUUCAAUUACUUGAAGAUAAUAUAAUGACUCUUCAAAGCAUGGCUGGUUCCCAGUUUAUUGGUCCAUUUCGAUCAGUAGUAGAUAAAUGGGAUAAAGACCUAACAUUUAUUAUCAAUACCCUCAUCAUAUGGAAUUUAGUGCAAUCAAAAUGGAUGUAUUUAGAAGAGAUAUUUCUUGAUGAUAAAUUUCGAGUACAGCUGCCCAAUGAAGCUUUGAAAUUUGAUGGCCUAAAUCAAAAAUUUAAAGAUAUUAUGAAAAACGCAUUAAAAAAUCGAAAAAUAAUUAUAUUAAGUAAAAUGCCGGAACUAUUUGUAGAACUAACUGGUUUAUUUGAAGGACUUGAAACAUGCCAAAAAAUGCUGAAUAAAUAUUUAGAAACGAAACGAAUCUCUUUUCCAAGGUUCUAUUUUUUAUCUGAUAAUGAGCUGUUAUUAGUUUUGGGUAAUACUAAUCCAAAUUGUGUACAAGAACACAUUGUAAAGAUGUGGGAUAAUGUGGGAAGCUUAAUUUUUGUAAAUGAUUCUCGUGAGAAUACUUUAGUAAGUGGUAUGGUUUCGUGUGAAAAGGAAAUAAUGGAAUUUAAAAGUCAAGUGAUGGUCGAUGGAUCAGUUGAAAUAUGGAUGUUAAGUGUAUUAAUAGAAAUGUGGAGAUCUAAUAAGUAUUUAAUAAAAAAAUCAAUAUUUGAAUACGGAAAUACGACAGGGUCUAGAUGUGAAUGGAUGUUGAACUAUCAAGGACAAAUGUGUUUGGCUGCCAACAGCGUAUGGUGGACAGCCGAAGUUGAAAAUGUUUUUUGGGAAAUAAAAAAAGGAAAGAUAAAUGCAAUGAAAAAUUAUUUAGAAAAAUUGAAUCAACAGAUGGAUGAGUUGAUAAUGCAAGUGAGGGGGGAAUUAAUAUCAAAUGACCGAAAAAAAUUUAACACAGUUUUAAUUGUUGAUGUUCACGCGAGAGAUGUAAUUGAAAAUUUAGUUCGAGAUGGCAUUAUAAAAAGUCAAGAAUUUGAAUGGGAGAGUCAGUUAAGAUUUUACUGGAAAAAGAAUGUUGAUAAUUUAAUCAUCGAUCAGUGUUCAGGGACAUUUUCAUACGGAUACGACUAUAUGGGAUUAAAUGGACGUUUGGUUAUAACACCGUUAACAGAUAGAAUUUAUUUGACAAUAACUCAAGCACUUUCAAUGCAAUUAGGUUGUGCUCCUGCUGGACCAGCUGGUACUGGGAAAACUGAAACAGUUAAGGACUUAGCGAAGGCUUUAGGAAUAUUGUGCAUGGUUACAAAUUGCGGAGAGGGGAUGGACUUUCAAGCAUUUGGUAUGAUAUUGGAUGGUUUAUGUCAAUGUGGAGCUUGGGGUUGCUUUGACGAAUUUAACCGAAUCGAUAUAUCGGUUCUGUCCGUAAUAUCAACGCAAUUAGGUACAAUUAGGAAUGCAUUAGUUGAAAAAAAAAAAAUGUUCUUGUUUAGGGGUAGAGAUACCAUCCUGGAUAAUAAGGUUGGAAUAUUUAUUACGAUGAAUCCUGGUUAUGCAGGUCGUACUGAAUUACCAGAAAGCCUGAAGACAUUAUUUAGACCAGUCGUAUGUGUACUUCCUGAUUUAGAACUAAUUUGCUUAAUUAUGCUAUUUUCGGAAGGAUUUUUAAAUGCUAAAGUAUUAGCAAAAAAAAUGGCAGUUUUAUAUAGCUUAGCCCGUGAACAAUUAUCAAAACAAUCACAUUAUGACUUUGGGUUGAGAGCAUUGAAAUCUGUGCUCGUUAUUGCCGGUGAGUUAAAACGAAAUGCGCCAAAUCUCGAUGAAAAUGUAGUACUAAUGAGAGCGUUGAGAGAUAUGAACUUACCUAAAUUUGUAUAUGAUGAUGUACCACUAUUUUUGGGACUUAUAGCGGAUUUAUUUCCUGGACUGAAAUGUCAUCGAGUUACGUAUCCUGAGUUUAAUAAUGCGAUCGAGGAAGAAUUACGAAAAAAAUAUUAUUUACCGUUAGAAAAUCAGGUGGAUAAAGUUACUCAAUUAUAUGAAACCAUGAUGACAAGACAUUCAACUAUGGUUGUAGGUCCUACUGGAGGUGGAAAAACCGUCGUUAUUAAUACGCUAGUUAAUGCCCAGACUUCACUUGGGUUACCAACUACAUUGUAUACACUGAAUCCUAAAGCUUGUACUGUUGUUGAACUUUAUGGUUUUUUUAAUCUCGUCACUAGAGAUUGGACUGAUGGACUUCUUUCAAAUAUAUUUCGUGAAAUCAACAAACCUAUACCAGAAGAUAAACCAGAAAGAAGGUAUAUACUAUUUGACGGUGAUGUAGAUGCUUUAUGGAUAGAAAAUAUGAACUCAGUUAUGGACGAUAAUAAACUUUUGACAUUAGCAAAUGGCGAACGUAUACGACUGUUACCUCAUUGCGCGUUAUUGUUUGAAGUAGGAGACUUAAGGUAUGCUUCACCUGCUACUGUUUCCAGAGCCGGUAUGGUGUAUGUAGAUCCUAAAAAUCUUGGCUACACUCCGUACUGGACUAAAUUUUUAUCAAAUAAAAGAUCUGUUGACAGAGAACCUCUAAAUAUGCUAUUUGAUAAAUAUGUACCUGUUAUUUUGGAUCGUAUAUUUGAUGGUAACUACGGAUUUGAAAUAUUGAGUCCGUUAAAGUUAAUUAUAUCUCAGACAAAAUUAAAUUUGGUUACCCAGAUGUGCUAUAUUUUAGAUGCUAUCUUAAGCCCUGAUAGUGAUCAAAUUACUGAAGUAUCGCCUGAUACUUCACAAAAUUUACAAGAUGAAUUAACUGAAGCUGUUGAAGUGACUGAUGAAAUGGAAGCAAUAUUCAUUUCAGCUAUUUAUUCAUCAUUAGGAGCACCACUAGAAGGCAAUUCUCGAUUAAUAUUUGAUGAGUUCGUAAAAAAAAUUUCUGGAUUCAUUAAAAUGGAUGAUUCUCCAUCAAAACGAGCUUCUUUUAAAUUCAUUCCUUGUCACGAGGAAACGUGGUAUGAAUAUUAUUUGGAUAUUGAGCAACAAAUUUGGGUACCAUGGAACACUCUUGUACCUAAAUAUGAACAUAAUCCCAAUAUUAAAUUUAACGAAAUACUAGUACCAACUGUUGAUUCCACUCGAGUCACAUGGUUACUAAAUCUUAUGACUGACGUAAAACGCCCAGUGAUUCUAAUUGGGGAAACAGGAACAUCAAAAACAGCAACAAUGCAAAACUUCUUAAGAACGCUAGACACUAAUCAAUUUAUGCAAACAAAUUUAAAUUUUUCUUCCAGAACAACUUCUUUAGACGUACAAAUGAUUUUAGAAGCAAAUGUUGCCAAGCGAAACAAAAACAUAUAUGGACCCCCAAUUGGUAAAAAACUUGUUUGCUUUGUGGACGAUAUGAAUAUGCCUCAAGUCGACACAUAUGGUACUCAACAACCAAUAGCACUAUUAAAAUUAUUUUUGGAAUCAGGAGGAAUGUAUGAUCGUGGUAAAGAAUUAAUAUGGAAAUCACUUAUUGAAAUUUAUUUGUAUGCGGCCAUGGGUAAACCCGGAAGUGGUAGAAAUGAAGUAGAUCCAAGGUUUAUUUCAAUGUUUUCAGUUUAUUGUAUGGUAUUUCCCUCAGAUGAUACAAUAAAUCAUAUCUUCAAUUCAAUCCUUUCGGGUCAUACGCACAAUUUUAACGAAGAUGUCCAAAACAUAGUUCCAACUAUCUUAGAAAUGACUUUGAGAUUAUACAAGAUUAUUUUAGUAGAAUUUCCACCUACUCCUAAUAAGUUUCAUUACAUAUUUAACCUUCGUGAUUUAAGUAGAAUAAUUAACGGAAUGCUUUUCACAAAUCCAAUAAUAUUUGAUAAUGUUUUGAGUUUUGUCAGAGUGUGGAGAAAUGAAUUUACUCGUGUAAUAUGUGACAGAUUUAACAGCGAGCAGGUAAUUUUAAGUAUUUAUUUAUUAAGUAUUAGUAAAUACAUUGACCAUUAAAAGGAUGAACAAUUAAUGACAAUGCGAAUUGAAGAAACGUUGGGAAUUUUUUUCCCGAACGAAAAGAAUGAAAUUCUAAUAAAUCCAUUAAUUUUUGGGGAUUUUAAAAAUGCAUUAAAUGAAGAUAUCCCAAUAAAACUAUAUGAAGAUUAUCAAACAUAUGAAGCUAUAUUGAAAAUGUUUAUUGAGAUUUUAGAAGAAUAUAAUGAACAGAACCAAAAAAUCGAUAUGGUAUUAUUUAACAUGGCAUUAGAAAAUUUAACUAGAAUUCACAGAGUUUUGAAAAUGGAUACAGGGCAUAUAAUGCUCAUAGGUGUUGGUGGAAGUGGUAAAGCACUGAUGACUAAACUAGCAGCUUUUACCGCGGGAUGCGAAAUAUUUUCAAUCGUUAUAAGCAAGGGAUACAAUGAAGCAGCAUUCAAAGAAGAUUUGAAAAGGCUAUUUUUGUUGUUAGGCGUUGAAAAUAAACGUUUAGUGUUUUUCUUAACACAGUCUCAAAUUUCCGAAGAAAGUUUUUUGGAAAUUAUCAAUAAUAUAUUAAUGGUUGGAACUGUACAAGCAUUGUAUACAGAAGAUGAAAAAACCGGAAUAGCAAAUGAAGUCAGAAAUACUGCUAGUAAUGCUGGUUAUGAAAAUACUAAAGAUGGUGGUUGGACAUAUUUCACAAAAACAUGCGUAAACAAUCUUCAUGUAGUUCUCUCUAUGUCACCUGGAGAUGAACUCAGAGAAAGAUGUCGUAAUUUUCCUGGCUUAGUAAAUAAAACAUACAUUAAUUGGAUUUUUCCUUGGCCAGAACAGGCUCUACAUGCUGUUUCAGAAUCAUUCAUAAAUAAUGCACAUUCAAUACCCCAAGAUUACAAACAAAUCAUCACUAAUCAUAUAGUUUAUACACAUAAAACAAUGAAUGUCUAUACUAAUGAUUUUUUGGUAAAAUUGAAGCGCAAAAAUUAUGUAACUCCCAAACAUUAUCUAGACUAUAUAAAUGUAUAUUUAAAUUUAAUUGAUGAGAAAUCUGCUAUUGUUGCACGUCAAUGUGAAAGAUUAUUAGUUGGUUUACAAAAAAUUGAAGAAGCUACCGAACAAUUAAUAAUACUUAAUGAACAGCUAGAAAUACAAAAAGUUGUUGUAGCUGAGAAAACAUUAGCGUGUGAAAUUAUUUUACAGGAAAUUUCAGAAGUAAUAGCCUCUAAAAUAGCAAAUACAAAAAAAGAAAUUGUCGUUGAAAAGACAAUUGAAAGUAAAGAAGCUGGUAAAAUAAUAGCCGUCGAGAAAGACGAAGCUCAAGAAAUAUUGAGCCAAGCGUUACCAGCAUUAGCCUCUGCAAAGGAUGCGUUAAACAAUUUAAAUAAAAACGAUAUUACAGAAAUUAGAUCAUUCGCUACACCACCAGAACCUGUACAAGUAGUGACUGAAUGCAUAGCCUUAAUUCUUGGUUAUAAAGAAGUUAAUUGGAAAGUGUCCAAACAAAUGAUGUCUGAUCCACGAUUUUUAAAUACAUUGAAAGGAUUAAAUGCGGAUGAUAUUACUUCAAAACAACAAUCUCUAGUCAGAGCAAAACUUAAGACUUCUAAAAAAAUUGCCCUCAUGAAAGAUAUCAGUAAAGCAGGAUAUGGAUUACUGGGUUUUGUUGAAGCUGUUCUGCAAUACUGUGUUGUGUUUAAAGAAGUUAAACCAAAACAAGAUAAACUCAAAGAGCUCGAAAAAGACCAUGAACUAGUAACCAAACAGUUAAUUCAUCUGAAUAAGGAAUUAAAUGAAAUAAUGUCUACACUAGACAAACUAAAUGAAAAAUAUAAAAAUGCAAUGGCUGAGCGAGCAAUUAUUCAAGAAGAGAAAGAUCUCAUGGAACGUAGAUUAAUUGCAGCUGAUAAAUUAAUUGCAGGUUUGAGUUCCGAGAAUACUAGAUGGAAGAAUGAUUUAGUCGAUUUAGAAGAGUAUAAGAAAAAAAUAUUUGGGAAUUGUUUGAUGAGUUCGUCAUUCUUAGCUUAUACGGCACCAUUUUCAUAUGAAUUUCGUGUUGAUAUGUUAUUCAAUAAUUGGCUUACGAAUAUAAUACAAUAUAGAAUACCGAUAACCGAACCAUUUAAAAUUGAAAUAGAACUUGCUGAUGAAGUUAUGAUUUCUACAUGGAACUCAGAAGGACUACCGUCUGAUGAUUUAUCAAUUCAAAAUGGUAUUCUUACUACGAGAGCGAGUAGAUUUCCAUUAUGUGUCGAUCCACAGCAACAGGCAUUGAAUUGGAUAAAACAAAAAGAAGAACCAAAUAGUUUAAAAACAUUGUCAUUUAGCGAUUCCGAUUAUUUAAAAUACGUAGAAAAUGCUAUUAUUUAUGGAACACCUGUACUAUUUCAAGAUGUGGAGUAUAUAGAUUCAAUAAUUGAAAAUGUCUUAGAAAAAAAUAUAAAGAGUAUUUCUGGUCGAAAGUUUGUAAUGUUGGGUGAUAAAGAAGUAGAUUAUGAUGAAAAAUUUCGUAUGUACCUAACUACAAAAAUAGCAAAUCCAUUUUUUUCUCCAUCCAUUUACACAAAAGCAACUGUCAUAAAUUGCUUGAUCACACAGAAAGGACUUGAAGAUCAACUAUUAGGUAACGUAGUUAAAAAUGAAAGACCCGAUUUAGAACAACAAAGUGAUGAAUUGGUAAUGGAAAUCAGUUCUAACAAAAGUCUAUUGAAAAAUCUUGAGGACUCACUGCUUCGUGAAUUGGCCACGUCUACAGGAAAUAUAUUAGACAACAUAGAUCUGGUAGAAACAUUAGAAGAAACUAAAUCAAAAGCAAGCGAAGUUAUUGAAAAAUUAUCAUUAGCAACCACAACUGCAAUAGAAAUUGACGUACUUCGAAAUCAAUUUCGUUCAGCUGCCACUAGAGGAGCUUUGUUGUUCUUUGUGCUGUCAGAUAUGAGUACAAUUAAUGCAAUGUACCAGAAUUCACUUUCUAGUUAUCAAAAUGUGUUCAAAAAAUCUCUGAAAAAAGCAAUGCCUCACAAAAAGUUGAAAAAAAGACUAAUGAACAUUAUUAAUACAUUUACUGAGAGCCUGUAUAGAUACGGAUGUACAGGUAUUUUUGAAAGGCAUAAGCUUUUAUUUUCAUUUCAAAUCGCAGUGAAACUUCAAAUAAGUACAAAUAAUGUAACAAAAUCUCAACUUGAUUUUUUCAUUAAAGGAAAUGUCACACUAGAAAAAAACUUAGAAUAUAUAAAUCCUAUCAGUUGGCUGUCACAACAAAACUGGAAAGAUAUUGUUAAAUUAUCCAAAGAUUUUUCAGAAAUAUUCCCUAAUUUGAGUGAACAUGUAAUAGAGAACAAUACAGACUGGAAAGGCUGGUAUGAUCUAAAUAUGCCAGAAUCAUCGAAACCACCUUAUCCGUUUUCUGAAUUACUCGAACCCUUUUACAUGCUCAUGUUAUUACGAUGUUUUCGAGUGGAUCGCACCUAUCAAGCUAUUAGCAAUUAUAUAGUUUUAGUAAUGGACGAAAUGUACAUUACAACACCAACUAUUGAUUAUGAUGCGAUAUACACACAGACUGAACCUCAAAAUCCUGGAUUGUUUAUUUUAAGUCCUGGAUCCGAUCCAACCCACGACCUGGUUAGACUCGCUGGUCGAUGUGGAAUAUCAUUAAACGAAUUUGAAUUUCUAUCUCUUGGACAAGGACAGGAACAAAUUGCAAUUAAGUUGUUGAGUUUAGCAAUGAAUGAUGGUCACUGGUUAAUGUUCCAAAAUUGCCAUUUAUUGAUAAAUUUUUUAUACGAUCUUGAAAAGAUAUUGGAUAGAACAAGCAAAAUUCAUCCAAAUUUUAGACUAUGGUUAGCUACUGAAGCUACCCCCUUUUUUCCAGUAUCUGUAUUACAAAGAUCUUUAAAAGUGGUUACUGAGCCGCCCAAUGGACUGAAAUUAAAUAUUAGAAAUACUUAUGCUAAAUUGAAACAAGAAACUUUGGACGAGUGCGCUCAUCCAGCAUACAAAUCAUUAAUAUACGUUCUUGCUUUUUUCCACGCAGUUGUUCAAGAGAGAAGAAAAUACGACAAAAUUGGUUGGAAUAUUGCUUAUGAUUUUAGCGAAUCAGACUUUUCCGUUUGCGUGCAAAUUCUGAUUAAUUAUUUAAAUAAAACUUUAAAUGAUGGUGUCGAUUCAACAUUGCCAUGGGAUACAUUGAGGUAUUUAAUUGGAAAUGUGAUGUAUGGUGGACGCGUGAUUGAUAGUUAUGAUCAGAGAAUUGUAAAUACAUUUAUGGAAAAAUAUUUCGGCCAAUUUAUAUUUGAUGAAUUUCAAAAGUUUUAUUUUCACUAUGAUAUAAAUAUCUCCUAUGAUUUACCAAUGUUUGAAAUGAAAGAGGACUAUUUAAACUCAAUAGAAGAACUACCUAAUAUUAAUGGACCGGAGGUACUUGGUCUUCAUUUUAAUGCUGAGAUAGGAUAUUUCACAAAAGCCUCAAAAAAUAUGUGGGAUAAUCUACUCAGAUUACAGCCACAAACUGAAUCAUCUGACACUGGAGAGAGCCGUGAAGACUCAAUAGAUGCUGUAGCUGAUGAUAUAUUACAAAAAUUACCUGACCUAUUCGUCAUUGGAGAUGUCAAAAAAAUGUACGGAAAUAAUUUUAAACCCAGUACCGUUGUCUUGCUCCAAGAAUUAGAAAUAUUCAAUAUACUAAUAAAAAAAAUUAGGGUCACAUUAACAAUGCUACGAAAAGCUUUUUUGGGUGAAAUUGGAAUGGAUCCUAUUUUAGAAAGCGUGUCUUCGUCACUUUACAACGGUCAAAUACCAAAUGUUUGGAUGAAGUUAGCACCACAAACGUGUAAAAAUCUUGGUGGGUGGAUAGAACAUUUUGUUUCAAGAACUGAACAGUAUGCAGAGUGGAGCACAAUUGGAGAACCUCUGGUUAUGUGGUUAGCUGGCCUUCACGUACCUGAAUCGUAUUUGACAGCUAUCGUACAGAUGGCGUGCAGAACGAAUGGAUGGUCAUUAGAUCAUUCUACUUUAUAUACAACGGUUACUGAAUAUACAGAAAAAGACGAUGUAGAAAAUUCACCAAAUACGGGUUGUUAUAUAAGUGGAAUAUUUAUUGAAGGAGCUCGUUGGGAUAUGGACGCACAGUGUUUAGCUGUCUCAAAAACAAACAUAUUGAUCGAAAAUCUGCCAAUUAUCUUAAUUGUACCCAUCGAAGCUACCAAGCUGAAAUUACUAAAUACUAUUCGUACUCCAGUGUACACCACAUCUCUGCGGCGAAAUGCAAUGGGCAUUGGAUUAGUAUUUGAAGCAGACUUAAGAACAUAUAUUUAUAAUAGUUUUUGGAUUUUACAAGGAGUUUGUCUAUUAUUGAAUGACGAUUAAUAGUUAUUAUCAAAAGAUAUUAUUUU
This is a messenger RNA of Acyrthosiphon pisum (pea aphid), 10124 nucleotides long. It is a transcript of the gene Dhc98D, whose product is annotated as Dynein heavy chain at 89D. Gene Ontology annotation, biological process: microtubule-based movement. Gene Ontology annotation, cellular component: dynein complex. The transcript has 42 exons. Gene Ontology annotation, molecular function: dynein intermediate chain binding; dynein light intermediate chain binding; minus-end-directed microtubule motor activity. NCBI's taxonomy places the organism in Eukaryota, Metazoa, Arthropoda, Insecta, Hemiptera, Aphididae. The record is from RefSeq and is a predicted model, not a curated record.